Messenger RNA from Phialemonium atrogriseum, 2003 nucleotides. RefSeq names its product gamma-glutamyltranspeptidase. Gene Ontology annotation, molecular function: glutathione gamma-glutamate hydrolase. Gene Ontology annotation, cellular component: plasma membrane. The coding region runs from base 143 to 1900 and encodes 585 amino acids. Gene Ontology annotation, biological process: glutathione catabolic process. The record is from RefSeq and is a predicted model, not a curated record. NCBI's taxonomy places the organism in Eukaryota, Fungi, Ascomycota, Sordariomycetes, Cephalothecales, Cephalothecaceae. The transcript has 8 exons.
UAUCAGCUUAUCGGACUCUAUGCACACUAAUCGCUUGGCGGUCUUACACCACAUCCUUGGUUGAAGCCAACCAUACCAGGAGUCGAAGCCGAUAACCGAGACUCGAAAUGACCUCUUCUCCAUCACCGACUCUUCAACUUUGAUGAUACCAGGCUGGUUUGCUAAUAUAACCGCUAUGCGGCACUCACCAUGGGUGCGAUGUCUCAUUGCCCCUUUUGCCGUGAUCGGCCUUGUGACCCAGGCUAGCGGAUAUCCUCAUCAAAAUGUUCUGCUUUCAGAUCCCGAAGGAACAAGAGGAGCGGUAGCAAGCGAGAGCAUAAUAUGUUCUCAAAUCGGUAUCAACCUUAUGAAGCAUGGGGGCAAUGCUGCGGAUGCUAUGGUGGGGACAAACCUGUGCGUUGGUGUAAUAGGGAUGUAUCAUUCCGGAAUAGGGGGCGGUGGUUUUAUGCUGGUCCGGGACCAGCAUGGCAGAUAUGAAUCUAUCGACUACAGGGAGACCGCCCCUGCAGCGGCUUUCCAGGACAUGUACAAGGACAAUGUCAAUGCGAGCAUCUACGGCGGCCUAGCCGCUGGGAUUCCGGGUGAGUUGAGGGGGCUGGAGUAUCUGCACAAUAAAUACGGCGCUCUCCCUUGGAAAACAGUUGUGAGCCCAUCAGUUCGGCUCGCACGGAACGGUUUUAAUGUCACAGAAGACCUCGUGCGGUAUAUGGCCUUUGCGAUAUCGGAAAGCUCUGGAAACCGAAAUUUCCUGGUUGAGGACCCGAUCUGGGCAGAAGAUUUUGCCCCUAAUGGUACUUUAUUGAAGCUUGGUGAUGUUAUAACGAGGAAACGCUAUGCCGAUACCUUAGAAACUAUUGCCAAUCAUGGGCCGAGCGUGUUUUACGAGGGCGAGAUCGCCAAGUCGAUGAUCGAUCUCAUACAAGCAACGAACGGAACCAUGACUCUGGAGGACCUGAAGGGUUACAAUGUAUCGAUAAAGGAGGCGCUCAGAAUCGACUAUCGUGGUUACAAGCUCUUCACGACAGAGGCCCCGUCUAGCGGGGCCGUCACUCUCAGCCUCCUGAAGACCAUGGAGCAGUACCCAUUGGAGGACAGCAAGGACGUUGACCUAAGAACCCAUCGCUUUGAUGAGGCAAUGCGAUUUGCGUACGGGGCACGCCAGAACCUCGGCGAUCCGAAUUUUAUCAGACACAUCGACGAGUAUGAGGACGAGAUGCUGAGCGAAGCCAGGGCAAAGGAGAUCCGCAAGCGCAUCAGAGACAACGAGACGCAACCAGUGGAAGCUUAUGACCUGAACGGCACCUACUCGACGGAAGGCUUUGGAACCUCCCACAUGGUGACCGCCGAUAACUCGGGCAUGGCCAUCUCCUCCACCACGACCAUCAACCUUCUGUUCGGCGCCCAGAUCAUGACCCCCGACACGGGGAUCAUACUGAACAACGAGAUGAACGACUUCUCCAUCCCCGGGGUCCGCAACGCCUUCGGCUACGAGCCCUCGCCCAACAACUUCGUGGCGCCGGGGAAGCGGCCGCUCUCGUCGCUCACGCCCGUCGUCGUCGAGCACGCAAACGGGACCUUCUACUUCACGACCGGCGCCGCCGGGGGGUCCCGCAUCAUCAGUUCGACGGCGCAGACGGUCUGGCACGCCAUCGAGCACGGGAUGAGCAUGCCCGACGCCAUCGCCGAGCCCCGCCUGCACGACCAGCUCAUGCCGAACGUGAUGACGUUCGAGUGGGCCUUCGACAACGGCACCGUGGCGAGCAUGGCGGACAAGGGCCACAACGUGACGUGGGUUGGCCCUGGCGGGAGUGCUGUCCAGGCUAUCAGACUGUUGUGGAACGGGACAUUUGAAGCCGCCCGUGAGACGAGGCAGAAGAACAGUGGCGGUUUGAGUAUAUAGUGAGCUACCGGACAUGAAAAAUGUCUGAGCCACGCAAGUGUAUAUACCGCGGGUUGAAUCAUAUUUGUGUAUAUCAUUUUGUUCAUUGAACCUCUCGCAUGGG